AUGGAUCUUUCAAAGCUUACUCAAAAGAAACUUGACGUCUCUCGUGGUUUCACAUACAGCUAUUACACCUUCCCCGCACAGGGCUCCAAGCCUACCCUCAUCCUCUUCCACGGUUGGCCCGACACUGCACGGCUCUGGGCCGGCCUCAUCAAUAAUUUCCUUGUCCCGUAUGGCUAUGGGGUUGUUGCUCUAGACUGCUUGGGCUACGGCGGAACCUCCAAACCUACUGAUGUCGCCUCGUACGCAUACCAACACAUGACGGCCGACAUCACCGAGAUUCUUGACGCAGAAAAACUGUCUACCGUCAUCUCUGUGGGCCAUGACUGGGGCAGUGUCCUUGCUCAGCGGUUGUACAACCUCUACCCCUCUCGGGUAGCAGGUCUCAUAAUGGUCAACGUCUCUUACAUCCCGCCAAGUCAGAAGUUCGAUCUUGAUGUUGUCAACGAGUUGACAAGGAAGGCCUAUGGCUUUGGCAUAUAUGAGUACUGGAACUUUUUCACUUCGGACGACGCACCCAAGAUCAUGGGGCAGAACCUGGAGUCUGUGUAUAGCGUGGCAUUUGGGGACCCCUAUACUUGGCUCGCGAACUGGUGCAGCCCCGGUGGAAUGCGCAAGUUCAUCAACGAUGGUCAGACUCAACCCACUCUUCCUUACGCUACCUCUGAGCACAAGGAAGAUUUCAUGGACCGGUUUGGGAAGCCACCUGGUUUUGAGGCACCUAGCUGCUGGUAUAAGGCAUUCCUGGUUCCCGAGCAGAGCGAAGCCGAUUAUUUGCUGGUCUCUGAAGACGCAAAAGUAGUCAAUGUGCCGGCCUUCUUUUGGGGUGGGGAGCAGGACUUUGUAUGCAGAACAGCGGCACUGCAACCCAACAUUGAUGCAGGAUAUUUGCCAAAGGUCAAGGGUGUAACGAGAGAAGGGGGUCACUGGGCACUCCUUGAGAAUCCGGCGGAGUUCGGCCAAGAUGUCCUGGACUGGCUGGAGGAGACUUUCCACUGA
Messenger RNA from Fusarium keratoplasticum, 996 nucleotides. Its product is annotated as AB hydrolase-1 domain-containing protein. The record is from RefSeq and is a predicted model, not a curated record. Bases 1 to 996 code for a protein of 331 amino acids. Gene Ontology annotation, molecular function: hydrolase activity. The transcript has a single exon. Lineage: Eukaryota; Fungi; Ascomycota; Sordariomycetes; Hypocreales; Nectriaceae.